GAGGCCGCCAUGAUCAACUUGUAGUUGUAAUUGGUUGUAAUCAUAUCACUUAACCUAACAUGAUUUAAGCUGCCGGUAGUAGUCACGGUUUUACAGCUAGAAAAUUAAUAAUAUAAUUUUUUUUUUAACGUUUAAGUAAUACAUCAAUCGAAAACAUAGUGGAAGAAAGAUGAAUCAACUCGCUAUUGUUUGUAUUUUAAUAGUUAGUGCAGUUUCCGGAAUUUCUGGCGAAACUUGCCAAAAGCCAGAAGUUGUUGCGUCCGCAUAUGUCACGGAAGAUGCAACAAUUCUAACGAACAUUGCAUUUACGACACAGUUUGUUCUUAAAUGUAGCAAUGGUGUGAAAGGUAUCACAUUGUAUGCAGAAGUCGAAGGAAGAGCAUUGCCUGCUGCUAGGUUAAGCUCUGAUAACAAAUAUCAGGUUUCUUGGACAGAAGAUGUGAAGAAGGCACAUUCGGGAGAUUACAGAAUAAACCUGUAUGAUGAAGAAAGAUACGCAGCCAUACGUAAAGCUUAUAGAAAUGGAGAGGACGCGAGUUCUGUAAAACCUUUGGUUGUCGUAGUACUUAACAAUCCAGGUGUCUAUCUUGGACCCUGGGUCAAUUCGGAACUUCUUGCUGCUCUCUUAGCAGCUUUAGUCUCCUACUUUGCUUUUUCUUCUAAAUUUAAGCUUCUUGCUUAAGUAUUUCAUUUUAUAUUAUUUUUAAAAUAAAUUAUGAAAAUUAUACAUUUUUCAACUGAAUUAUUAAAAAAUGUAUUUAUUAUAAAUUGUUGUCACUGAGAUUUUCUCUUAAAUACAAUAUUUUUUAUUUAAUUACAA
This is a messenger RNA of Hylaeus volcanicus, 820 nucleotides long. It is a transcript of the gene Tapdelta, whose product is annotated as translocon-associated protein subunit delta. The record is from RefSeq and is a predicted model, not a curated record. Bases 170 to 682 code for a protein of 170 amino acids. Lineage: Eukaryota; Metazoa; Arthropoda; Insecta; Hymenoptera; Colletidae. The transcript is spliced from 2 exons. Gene Ontology annotation, cellular component: endoplasmic reticulum; endomembrane system; membrane.